CCGAGACUAUGGUUCAUAUUUACGUAUAAGUUAUUCGAGCGACAUCGUCGACGAAACACGGAUGACUUGCUAGAUUAUGAUAUAAAAGCACAAUGACCUGAUAUGAUUCCUCCAGAUUAUUAACACCUAUGGCAAAUGCCAUCAUGUCUCAAAAUACAUCAAAUAUACAGCCAGGGUCAAGCGCACCCUACAUUUCAAUGGUUAACGGAAAUGAUGAGUGCCUAGAGACGUUCCAACCACUAUCUGAGACACACAUGUCGUCCCAGGAAAUACAACUUAAACUAUCAAGUUCCAACCAGAGCUUAGCCGGGACGCCACCGCCUCGGACGAGAACUAUACACUCGACAGACCGGUCGGAUACUAGAAGCAAUGGAACAAUACCUGCAAAGAUUAGGUCGGAAUCCCCUCAACCAGAUUUACUUUUAGAAAUUGGAGCAUGGGCAAACGUCUCACAAGUCUCGUGUUCAGCCUCUUGACAAGUCUAUUACCAUCCUAGGUUUGAUAUGGAAUUCGAGGUUUAACUAGGUAGACACUAGGAGGCCGGCACUUUUCAUUCGUUUGGUUACC
Molecule: messenger RNA, 567 nt
Organism: Annulohypoxylon truncatum
Lineage: Eukaryota; Fungi; Ascomycota; Sordariomycetes; Xylariales; Hypoxylaceae
Exons: 2
Coding region: 129-476 (115 amino acids)
Source: RefSeq, a predicted model, not a curated record